ACCUUUUGUAACUGUUGAAUAAUGUUUUAUAACGACGUUGUUGCAGUAGCUCAUAGUUAAACUUGCAGGUUUUGUGUCGAGCACAGCCCGUAGGAAUCGCAAAAAAGAAAGUAACUGUGCCGCACUCUGCAGCUCCCUCCCCGGCUCUGGCAGUAAGAUGUCCCCGGUGCCCAAAGUGAGACUGUCCGGAGGUCUGGAGAUCUGCCGGGUCCUGAACGGGAUGUGGCAGGUGUCCGGGGCGCACGGAGCCGUAGAUAAAGCCAGAGCAGUUGAGGCCAUGCAGGCCUAUGUGGAUGCUGGUCUGACCACAUUUGACAUGGCAGACAUUUAUGGGCCUGCAGAGGAAAUAUUUGGACAGUUCAACAGUCAGAUGAAGUGCAGAUCUUCUGGGAAUGCCACCCCAGCUCUGCAGGGUCUGACCAAAUACGUGCCAAGACCAGGACCAAUGGACCGCAAGGUGGUGGAGAAGGCGCUGCAGCGCUCCAUGACCCGAAUGCAGGUGGACAGUCUGGACUGUGUCCAGUUUCACUGGUGGGACUAUAGAGACAAGAGAUACUUGGAUGCGCUGGGACACCUGUCUGAUCUGCAGCAGGAGGGAGUCAUACGUGAACUUGCCCUCACUAACUUUGACACACAGAGACUGGAGGAGAUCACCAGCAGAGGCAUCCGCAUCUCCAGCAACCAGGUUCAGUACUCCGUGAUUGACCAGCGACCUGCAGCUAAGAUGGAGCAGUUCUGUCUGGCCAACAACAUUCAGCUCCUCACUUAUGGCACCCUGGCUGGCGGUCUGCUCUCGGAGCGUUAUCUGGGGAAGACAGAGCCUAACUCUAGGGCGGAGCUCUACACCGCCUCGCUCUCUAAGUACAAAAACAUGAUCGACACUUGGGGAGGCUGGUGCCUUUUCCAGGACCUCCUUGUCACCUUGGAGACUGUUGCCAAGAGACACGACUGCUCACUGGCCAGCGUGGCGACGCGUUUCGUGCUGGACCGCCCUGCGGUGGGCGGAGUCAUUGUGGGCUGUCGUUUAGGCGUCGCCGGGGCGGGGCAGCACAUCAGUGACAGUCUACGUAGCUGCAGCCCUGACCUGAAGCUCACGGCGGAAGAUCUCGCCGCCAUCGAAGCAGUGACACGGCGCUCCAGGGACCUCAUGCCGCUCAUCGGGGACUGCGGGGAUGAAUACAGGAGCUAAAGGGGGAGGGGGGGAGAACGGCUGACUGGAUGUGACAGACGGGAUGAAGAGAAGGAAUAAAUAAGACAAGAGUAACAUCUCCCACAGCACCGUCACAUAGCGAAGAGGACUAAAAUCUCCCUUAAUUUCUUUGCCACUUUACUGAUCCAUAUUAGUUUUUGCACACAAAGACUGUGGCUGCUCCUCUGGUACAGAUUGUAAAAAGCAUCCAGUGAGCUUUCAUUUAUCUAUUCCUUUUACUUUUAUAACACUUGUGAAAAUGACUUUCCUCAUAGAAGUGUCAUUAUUUUUUAAUAUAUGAUGCAGUUAGGCAGACUGAACACUUCUCUCCUGCACCUCAUGCUUAUACCACUGAAGUGCUUUGUGGGGGAGAGAAACUUCUCAUUCAGGUUUGAAUACAGUUGCACUGAGAUGUAUAAACACAGUUAUCAUUGUUUACAUUAAAAUGUGUAGUAUGUCUUCAAGUAAGAGAAUUCAGAAAAGUUCAGUGUCUCAGUUGUCUAAGCUGUAAUAUAAAUGUGUAUUUUAUAAAACAUUAUGAGAGCUGGUGUUUUAAUUAUGGCCAUCAGAACUCUUUCUACUCAAAUUUAAUAUUUAAGUUGAAACUUUUUAUCUUAAUAUCAGCAUGAACAAAAAAAAAAGAAUAAAUUUUUUUUCAACAUAUUUGCUGUUUCCUUAGUGUUUAUCCAUUAAAGGAACAUUUCACCCAAGAUCGCAGUAAGAACGU
Molecule: messenger RNA, 1916 nt
Organism: Toxotes jaculatrix (banded archerfish)
Lineage: Eukaryota; Metazoa; Chordata; Actinopteri; Toxotidae
Exons: 8
Coding region: 158-1189 (343 amino acids)
Molecular function (GO): oxidoreductase activity
Source: RefSeq, a predicted model, not a curated record